Psylliodes chrysocephalus is the source of this 1662-nucleotide messenger RNA. Lineage: Eukaryota; Metazoa; Arthropoda; Insecta; Coleoptera; Chrysomelidae. The record is from the annotation of a GenBank genome assembly.
AUUUUGAGCAGAGCUAAACCAGCAUUGCAAACCAACAAUGAAUCCACUAAAGAAUUUGGAAAAACGCCUUCAAAAAAUUCUCAAUUUGAGGAAUACCUAAAAAAACGGGACUAUGCCGGCGCAGUCACAUUACUCGAGUUCAAUCAUAUUCCCGAAAAUAAAAAAUACAUUGUGGAUCAAUGGUUAGCAUUUUGUGCAUUCCAUAGAGGUGAUUACAAAAAGGCGUUAAAUAUUUAUCAGAAUCUACAAAAAGUACAUUCAGAUAUUGAGCAUUCUUUGGUAAAUACUGCCUGCUGCCUUUUUUAUUUAGGCAUGUACGAGGAGUCAAAAGAUUUGUUACAAAAAGCACCGUCAAGUGGACUAAAAACUAGACUAAGUUUUCAUUUAUCCCAUAAAAUAAAAGAUGAAGCUACAUUGAUGGAAUAUCACCAACAGUUACAAGACAAUUUGGAGGACCAACUUAGUUUGGCCGCUAUACAUUAUUUGAGGGCUCAUUAUCAGGAAGCCAUUGAUAUUUAUAAGAGAUUGCUUUUACAAAAUAGAGAAAAUAUAGCAUUAAAUAUUUAUGUUGGACUCUGUUACUACAAACUCGACUAUUAUGAUGUGUCCCAAGAGGUAUUAGGACUAUACCUAAACAAAUAUCCUGAUUCUGUGAUUGCUACAAAUUUGAAGGCUUGCAAUACGUUUCGUCUCUAUAACGGAACAGCAGCAGAAAAUGAAUUGAAAUCCAUUGUUGACCAAAGUAGUCAUGUUGGCUUUGGAUAUGACUUAUUAAAACAUAAUUUGGUAGUUUUUAGAGAUGGUGAAGGUGCCAUGCAAGUUUUUCCUUCACUGGUCGAUGUGGUGCCCGAAGCAAGAUUGAAUUUGGUAAUUCACUAUCUCAGAAAUAACGAUACGAAAGAAGCUUUCGAAUUAAUAAAGGAUCUACAACCAGCAGUACCGCAAGAGUACAUUUUGAAAGGUGUUGUUAACGCGGCUUUAGGUCAAGAACUCAACUCCUUGGAACAUAUUAAGGUAGCAGAAGAAUGCUUUCAUUUGGUAGGCAGUUCUACCAGUGAAUGCGAUACUAUUCACGGUAGACAGUGCAUGGCUGCUGCUUUUUUUCUUGCCAAUCAAUUUGAAGAAGUCUUGGUUUAUUUGACGUCUAUCAAAAGCUAUCUUCAUUCCGACGACACCUUCAACUUCAAUUUCGCUCAAGCUAAAGCAGCUUGCAAUCAAUUCAAGGAAGCCGAAGAAAUAUUCCUCGUCAUCAAAGAUCCUAGAAUAAAAAACGACUACGUCUACAUUUCCAAUCUAGCUCGUUGCUUCGUCAUGAACAAGAAACCGCAGCUGGCUUGGGAGCUGUACGGAAAAAUGGAAAACACUUCAGAGGGAUUCAAUCUAUUGCUGUUAAUCGCCAACGAUUGCUACAAGAUGGGGGAGUUUUGGUACGCCGCCAAGGCGUUCGAUAUGUUGGACAGAAUCGAACCGAAUCCGGAAUUUUGGGAAGGCAAGAGAGGCUCUAUCGUAGGAGUUUUUCAGGGUGUCAUAGCCAAAAAGUUUCCAGUUGACAUGCUAGGAGACAUACUGCAACUUUUGAGAAGCAGUACGUCGAAUCAAGCUGAUCAAAUAGCAAACGUAAUAAGAAGAUGGGCGAAAGAUCAACGAUUGAGUGUUUCGUAA